AGCUGGAGGGGGGAGAAGCUGUGGUGGGGACGUCCCGAGCCAGCCACCCCCGGGGGGAAGGAGGGCGCUGCCGUCGUCAGUGGAAAGACCUCGCUGCCGUUUCGCUGCCCUCUGCCGCUUAGUCCCGGCGCCACCCGCUGUUGACCCGCCGCUCGCCCCCACCCGAGGUUGAUGGUUUCUCCGGGAAGCACCGGGGUUGCUGCCGCCGCUUCCUCCCUUCCGUUUCUGUCUCGUACCGGGUCGUCGCAGCGAUCGUUGGGUGUCCAAAAUUCAACAUGUCUAGCAAAAAGGCAAAGACGAAGACCACCAAGAAGCGCCCUCAGCGUGCCACUUCCAAUGUAUUUGCAAUGUUUGAUCAGUCGCAAAUUCAGGAAUUCAAGGAGGCCUUCAACAUGAUCGACCAGAACAGGGAUGGCUUCAUUGACAAAGAGGACUUGCAUGAUAUGCUCGCCUCCCUUGGAAAGAAUCCAACGGAUGAAUACCUAGAUGCCAUGAUGAAUGAGGCUCCAGGCCCCAUAAACUUCACUAUGUUCCUCACAAUGUUUGGUGAGAAGUUAAAUGGCACCGAUCCAGAAGACGUAAUCAGGAAUGCUUUUGCUUGCUUUGAUGAAGAAGCAACAGGGUUCAUCCAGGAAGACUACCUCCGAGAGCUGCUGACAACAAUGGGGGACAGGUUCACAGAUGAAGAGGUAGAUGAGCUGUACAGGGAGGCACCCAUCGACAAAAAGGGGAAUUUCAAUUACACUGAAUUCACGCGCAUCCUGAAACAUGGAGCAAAAGACAAAGAUGACUGAGCAAAGCUCCUGAUACCUGCAGAUAGCUUGCUUCUUUCCCACCACCCCCCCCAGUAAUUUUAUUUCUUAGGAUCUGUUUUUUUCUUUUUUUCACAUUGGGACCUUUUGCAUACCUUUUUAACAUUCCAGCUUUUCCCUCUGUGGGCUCUGGGGCUGCUCAGGCACACCUCCACCUGUGUAAUAAGACUGGAAAUGGGCAGGGAGAGAGGACAGCUUACAGUGAUAGAGGUUUAGGGACAAAGAUCUGUGAGCAUGGAGGCCCAGGUAAAACUGUCAGUGCUACUCAUCCUAGCUAGAUUAAUUUUACAUUUUUAAUGGUAACUUUUCAAAUAAAACACUGCUAUAUUAAGUACAUCAUUAAAAUUUUCAUGCUAGAAGUGGACUGUUUAUCUAAUCAUAUCUGUAAAUAUUUUUGCAUCUGUAUGCAGUUGUGUUGCUACCUAUUUUUGCCUUAAAAAUGAAGCAUAAGUCACUUAAGCAUAGUGAUGUUUGUACUUAAGCAACUGAGUACUUCACUUACUACUGUGAGCGUAUAUAAUGAAGAAAUUCCCAUCCUUCAAAUUUUAGUACAUUGUAAAUUAAUGAUAUCUGUCCAAGACUUGCACAUUAAAAAUUUUAAAUCUUA
This is a messenger RNA of Grus americana (Whooping crane), 1419 nucleotides long. RefSeq names its product myosin regulatory light chain 2, smooth muscle minor isoform-like. The coding region runs from base 276 to 794 and encodes 172 amino acids. Gene Ontology annotation, cellular component: cytoplasm. The record is from RefSeq and is a predicted model, not a curated record. Lineage: Eukaryota; Metazoa; Chordata; Aves; Gruiformes; Gruidae. The transcript is spliced from 4 exons. Gene Ontology annotation, molecular function: calcium ion binding.